This is a messenger RNA of Gregarina niphandrodes, 1344 nucleotides long. RefSeq lists its product as hypothetical. The transcript has 2 exons. The record is from RefSeq and is a predicted model, not a curated record. Lineage: Eukaryota; Apicomplexa; Conoidasida; Eugregarinorida; Gregarinidae. Bases 1 to 1344 code for a protein of 447 amino acids.
AUGGCAAAAGAAAACUUCUUGGACAUGCUUAAGAACAGAACGGACAUUGCCGCAUACACCGAGAGGCUGCAAGAAAAGCGAGAUGACCUACAGGAGAAACUGAUUGAAAUUUUGGCGCCUCUAAGAUCAGAGUUGGAGGAUCCUGCAUCGCUAGUUCGGCUAAAGGAAUUGGUUGCGGUUGCUGAGAGCGUCGCGGAGCCCGAAGAAGGGGCGCCUUCUGGAGGGGCGUCUGAGAUUGACUGUACAGACAUUGUGGAGCUGCACCGCCAGAUUGAUCAGGUUCGUUUGACAUUGACGUUAAAGCGCGGGGUUGCGAUGGUCAAGGAGAAGUUGGUACAUUUGUCGUCAAUCGAAGACGAAUAUGAGCAAGUACAAGUGCUUGGGGACACCGUCGGCAUCCACAAAGCUUUACUUGAGUACUCAGAUUCGGCUAAGGUGCCUUUGAUCCGUGAACUUCUACCUACAAUUCAAAUUCAAAUCACCACAGAAAGAAUUGCGGAAAACAUCGAGAUAAAACUAAGAUCAGCUUACCGGAUAGAAGUAGGGGAGGGCCCGGAGUCAUAUCUAUCGCUCUAUACCUCACCCAAUUUCGAACGUCUAUGCUGGGCACAUAUUGCUAUGCAAGGAAUUAUGCCUGCGCCUCUGCACACACGUGUGCGCCGGCCAAAAACGCGCGCAUCGAACCCUUUGAAUCAGCAAAAGAAGGCCCAGCAAGACAGAUCUGAACAGCAACAGGGGGGUGAACACCAACAGGGGGGUGAACACCAACAGAGGGGUGAGCAGCAAGGCGGGGUUGCGGAACAAAAGGACGAGGAACAAAAGCUGGACAUGAGUUCCUUUACGGACUUCGCUUUGUCAUUGAGGUUGACACUGUUUGAAAGGUUUGUUUCGGUUAUCCUGAGUCAGAGGUGUCCUAUUAAGUCGUUAUAUGAAGAGAACUUGGCACUCGGAAUCCAAGUCUUAACUGUGAGCUUCAUGAGGGGCGAGUACGGGGUCAUUAAAGGAGAAGAGUUGAUCCAGAUACUUAGCCAGUUGACUGACCCGCUUCCCACUUGUGUGGUGAGUGAAUGGGAGACUCAUCUUGAUGACGAACUGAAACAUGCAUUUAUCAACGUGUGGGCGCCCGUCUAUUUGGUUGAAGUGGAAUCUAUGAAUUGUUGUGCGAACGGCCUGAAAGAUGUUCUGCUACGUUGGGGAAUCGUAUUUGGAGGGACCCUGGUACAGCAUGUUAAAGCUUACCUAACCGAGAAGCAUCUGUUGUCUGUUACACGUUGUGACAUGUCGUCACUCGUGAUACCGAUGACAACCAACGAAUCUGAAUGGCAACGUACGACGCCACAGUAA